This is a messenger RNA of Dothidotthia symphoricarpi CBS 119687, 2175 nucleotides long. RefSeq lists its product as uncharacterized. Lineage: Eukaryota; Fungi; Ascomycota; Dothideomycetes; Pleosporales; Dothidotthiaceae. The transcript has 3 exons. The record is from RefSeq and is a predicted model, not a curated record. The coding region runs from base 172 to 2175 and encodes 667 amino acids.
CCCGAUUUUCCAACGAUACGAAAUUCAGAUAAUUGUGGCAACUCCAUCAAGAAAUGACAGAAAUCGCCGAUUACUCUUUCCUGCAGAAGAAGUUUAUCACAAUAAUAUCAUCAUGACUUAGAUCUCAACACAGGCGCGUCCAAUUCCCUCGAGUGUCUUGAUCAAGUCAGUAUGUUGGACGAUAACGAUAACGACCAACCCUCGGCAGUGGCCGAGGGAUACUCUCUACUGAAGCCUAGCAGCACUCUGCCUUCUCAUCCAAACCCGUCUUUGGCGUCGUUCCAGUCGGAUACGACCACUCAAAAGCACGCUUCUGUUCCGAGUCGUAUGUGGAGAAAAUGGGAACGGUAUUGGCGCGAUGGAUGGCACACUGAAUACUGGAGCUGCUCGCUGGCUAUCGUUUCGCUCGUCCUCAUGUCCUGGAUACUCAAAAGCUACGAACACGAACGACUUCCAGAAUGGCCACUACAUAUAACGAUCAACUCGAUCAUUGCGCUAUUGACAGCUUUCCUCAAAGCGGGCCUCGCUUUACCGCUUUCUGAAGCAAUCAGUCAAUUGAAAUGGGAGCUCUUUCAACAUUGUCCACAACCCCUCAUCACUAUGGACGACUUUGACUCUGCUAGUCGUGGUCCUUGGGGCUCUUUACAACUUAUUUUCAGAGUUGAGAAAGAUUACCUUCCCAAGGAUGCGAACCUAUGGCGGAGAAUCCUUUAUCCUGUUUUCAGAUGGCGUCUGCGAAACUACCGAGUCUAUCUUGCUAAGCUAGCUGCCUUCCUACUCAUCAUCACUUUCUUGUCAGACCCUUUCUCCCAGCAGAUUGUACGAUUUGUGCAAUGUCCAGAAUCAAGGGAUGACCUCGAUGCGAACAUCUCCAAAACUAACUACUACAAUGCUGCGGGUCCACAUACCGGCGCAAUCAAAAACGAAAUCGAUGGACCAAUGAAUGGCGCAAUCAACAGGGCCUUGAAUGACCCUCCUGCAAAUGCAUCGUCCGUGGUAUCAACCAAUUGUCGUUCCGGAAACUGUACCUACCCUCUGUUCUCGACUGUUGGAGUUUGUCAUAAAGUUGAAAGUAUACCCGAAGAGAUAAGGGUCAAUCUUCUCGAAUCUACAAGCGGACAGCCUUACCCAGGUCCAACUCGCAAUGUUACAUUGCUCACAAAUGGUAUGUGGGUAGCAAAUUACACUGGAUAUACUGUUGCACCCAUAUGCAAGACUCAGACAUCCUCAUCGAUGGGGGACGGGACCCUGCUAAGUCUUAAGAUGUUGAUGGAUUGGACAACACCAGUCCGGGAUUAUGACAAAGAUACCACCGAAGAGGAUCCAAAUGGGCUCCUUGCCUUCAAUCUCGAGAUAUUUCCAUGUAUUCGUACUUACCAAUCGUCAAUAACCAAUUUCAUACUUGACGAAAAGCUCAUUGCCACAACGCAAAUAGGUCUCAGCCGCAGACCGGGAUUUUUCGGGUUUCUUUUGGGAACAAGUCAAACGUUGCGUAAUGGAAAAUGGGAAAAGUGCCUUUCGAGCCAAACACCAGGACCAGGGCUAGAAGAGAUAGUCGAAGCAGACAUUGAUGCCGCUCCUACCGGGGAACCGGUCCCAGAAUCCCCGACGAUAUUCUACCCACAAGACUGUAUCUGGAAAUUUGCACAGAGUUCUUUGUUCGCUAUUCACGACGCACUUGACGACGCCAUAGGCCAUCUAGAAUUAGACCUAGACACCAAUUACUACAUCCCAGUCGGUUCAGUGGCUGCUAAAUCGAUAUGCGGAGUGGGGGUUGAGAAGAGUUCAAAAAGUGUGGACAACUUUUUGCAAAAUCUCACGGAUGUCAUGACUGCCACUAUUCGAAGGCGCGGGAGUGGAGGUGCAGCAGAAUACGUACAAGGGAUUACCACUGUGCAAUCCACAUGUAUUGAGAUUCGAUGGGCUUGGUUCACCUAUCCAGUUGUUUUGGUGCUUCUUACGACAAGCUUCUUCCUCUUGGUCACUCUUAAGAGCCACAAUGGGCAGAAAAGCAUAUGGAAGUCAUCGAGUCUGGCCGUUUUGUUCUGUUCCCUAGAUGAAACAAUGCGGGAAAGGACGCGGUCUGCCUGGGGAAGAGAUGAUAUAUUCCAGUAUGCAGAAGAAACGCAAGCUCAGCUUGUGUCUGAUAGUGAGGGAAAGGCAGUGUUCAACUGA